Molecule: messenger RNA, 1132 nt
Organism: Vigna radiata var. radiata (mung bean)
Lineage: Eukaryota; Viridiplantae; Streptophyta; Magnoliopsida; Fabales; Fabaceae
Exons: 2
Coding region: 47-766 (239 amino acids)
Molecular function (GO): zinc ion binding; nucleic acid binding
Source: RefSeq, a predicted model, not a curated record
AUCAUGGUUUACAACCACAAGUAAAUGUGAUACAUUAGUCAACAACAUGUCAGAGGCAUUCAACAGUGUUAUGCUGCAUACAAGGUCCAAGCCAAUAAUAAGCAUGAUGGAGGACAUCCGGAUUUACAUCAUGAAAAGAUGGGCAAGUAACAGAACAAAAUGUCAGACAUUGAGUGGGGUCAUUUGUCCUAAAAUCAAGAGUAGACUAAAUAAGGAGUCCCAGUUAACUAAGUUCUGGAUUCCAAGUUGGUCAGCAGAGAAGUUAUUUGAAGUCCGUCAUGCCUCUCAAGUUGGGGAGAAGGUCGUGGUUGAUCUAGACAAACAUGAAUGCAGUUGCAGGAAAUGGGCUGUCUCAGGAAUUCCAUGUUGUCAUGCGUUGGCUGCUGUGAAGUUUCUCAACUUAGAUGCAGAGGACUUCAUACCUGGUUGGUUUAGGAAGGCCACAUAUGAAGAGACAUACUCUUCAAUUGUCUACCCGUUAAAUGGAAAAAACUUGUGGCAGGUUACACCAUACAGCGAUGUAUUCCCUCCAAAAAAGAGAGCAUUGCCAGGCAGACCAAAGAAGAAACGCAGGUUGGAAGAAUGGGAGUUGGUCAGGGAUGAAACAAGAAUGAGGAAGGGUGGCCAUCGUAAAAGAUGUGGAAAUUGUGGAGAAAUGGGUCACAAUAGGAAGUCUUGCAAGCAAUCAACCCAAGCAUCAACUGUCACUGACCAAACACAACAAACUGACCCAAUCAUACCAUCAGCAAAUCAGGAUCAAGCAUAGAAUUCCAAUGUCUUUAUUUCUGUAAUAGACGAAUGAACCACCUUAUUUUUGUAAUCAGCACUUUAGUAGUUGCUGCUGUGAUUGUGAUAUUUCUGCACUUUAUGUAUUCAGAACUAUUUUAUUGUAAUAGAGGAUGAACUUAAAUAAUUUUGCUAGCUUUUUGCCACCUUUAAUAUAUUGCUGGAUUUCUGGAUUUGGUUAUAUAUCUGCCAUCUUUAAUCUAUGUUGAGCAUAUGUCUUGCACCAUUCAAGUUAGCAUCCAUAAUUCUCAAAAAGCUUAGUGCAGUUGAGUAAUUCUGGGUUCACUCAUUGAUUUCAACGUUAUUUCUGGAAUGAAAUUGUGAUUUCUGUUUUGUCCAGUUUUCU